Messenger RNA from Dovyalis caffra, 1587 nucleotides. The record is from the annotation of a GenBank genome assembly. NCBI's taxonomy places the organism in Eukaryota, Viridiplantae, Streptophyta, Magnoliopsida, Malpighiales, Salicaceae.
AUGGAUAGUAUAGAGAUGGAUAAGGAAAGACUUACGGCGGAUAUGGCCUUUAAGGACUCCUCCUCCGCCGUUAUCAAAAUCCGUCAACGUUUGCCGGACUUUCUACAGUCCGUUAAGCUCAAAUACGUCAAGUUAGGUUAUGGCUAUUCAUGUAACCCUGCAACCAUUCUCAUGUUUCUCAUAAUUGUGCCUUUAUUUAUAGCCAUACUAGUUCAAUUCUCUGGUCUAGAACUAUACCGGGUUUAUGAAUUAUGGAGGACUCAAUCCCUUGAUCAUGACUUCGAUGUGGCCACUAGACUUGCCGGUUCAGCCUUUUUGUUCUUUCUUCUUGCAGUCUUCUGGACUAAACGGUCCACGCCAGUCUAUCUAGUCGACUUUGCAUGUUACAAAGCCGAAGACGAGCGUAAAACAUCAACCGAGUCAUUUUUAAAGAUGGCAGAAGAUCUCAGGCCAUUUGACGAUGAGACUCUUCAAUUUCAGAGACGGAUAUCAACCCGGUCCGGUCUUGGCGAUGAAACAUAUAUCUCAAGAGGACUAAAUGCUAAACCACCAAAUUUGUGCAUGGAAGAAGCCCGGAACGAGGCCGAAUCGGUCCUGUUCGGUGCAGUAGACGCUCUUUUAAGCAAAACCGGAGUUAAGCCAAGAGAUAUCGGUAUCCUUAUUGUGAAUUGCAGCUUAUUUAAUCCGACACCGUCUCUAUCUUCAAUGAUAGUGAAUCGCUACAAGCUUAGAACGGAUGUCAAGAGUUACAAUCUUGGUGGCAUGGGUUGUAGUGCAGGGCUUAUCUCCAUCGACCUUGCUAAAGACCUACUCAAAGCAAACCCCAAAACCUAUGCUGUUGUGGUAAGCACUGAAAACAUAACUCUCAAUUUUUAUAUGGGUAAUGACAGGUCAAUGUUAUUAUCCAACUGCAUAUUUCGCAUGGGUGGUGCUGCUGUUCUUCUCUCAAACAAAGCAAGAGACCGUGUCCGGUCCAAAUACCAGCUGGUCCACACGGUUCGAACACACAAAGGGGCAGAUGAUAGAAACUACCGAUGUGUUUAUCAAAGAGAGGAUGAUGAAGGACAUGUUGGUGUGUCAUUAGCUCGUGAAUUAAUGGCAGUAGCUGGCGAUGCCUUAAAAACGAAUAUCACUACAUUGGGCCCUUUAGUACUGCCUUUAAGUGAACAAUUCAUGUUUUUUGUCGCACUUGUUAGAAGAAAGCUGUUGAAAGCUAAAAAUAAGCCUUACAUACCUGAUUUCAAGCUUGCAUUUGAACAUUUUUGCAUCCAUGCUGGAGGUAGAGCUGUUUUGGACGAGUUACAGAAGAAUUUGCAACUCAGUGAUUGGCACAUGGAGCCAUCAAGAAUGACUUUGCACAGGUUUGGUAACACAUCAAGUAGUUCAUUGUGGUAUGAAUUGGCUUACACGGAGGCAAAGGGUCGGGUCUCCGGUGGGGACCGAGUAUGGCAGAUUGCAUUCGGGUCGGGUUUCAAGUGCAACAGCGCGGUUUGGAGAGCACUGAGGGAGAUUCCAGCUGGGGAGACAAAGGGCAACCCGUGGAUUGACUCCAUUGAUAGGUACCCGGUCAAAGUUCCAGUUGCCUAA